Molecule: messenger RNA, 984 nt
Organism: Pseudovirgaria hyperparasitica
Lineage: Eukaryota; Fungi; Ascomycota; Dothideomycetes; Acrospermales; Acrospermaceae
Exons: 1
Coding region: 185-811 (208 amino acids)
Source: RefSeq, a predicted model, not a curated record
CAACCAUCAAAGCGGCUUAGGUCUACAACAUUCAAACCAUCGUCGCGGCAGCUCACAUCCAUCGAGAAUGCCGCGCAUCAAAGAUCAAUCAUCCUGGCACUGACUAUCAAUCCAGUCCCUGCCAGCGGAGCAUUCCAGCCAUUUCAAACACAUCAAAGUGGCUUGGGUUCCGUCCUUUCACAUCAUGAUGGCAGCACGGCAGCUCACAUCCAUCGGGACUGCCGCACAUCAAACAUCAUCCAACCUGGCACUGAAUCCCAAUACAGUCCAGUCCAUGACAGCACAAAGACCGAUCAUCAUCAAAGUGUCUACUCACUGCUGCUCCAAAACACAAAAAACAAAUAAAAAUCGCCGCAUCUGCACUCAACUCGGCAACGGAGAACAUCUUUCCGGAUGUAAUGGUAAACGUCGGACAUGGGAACAUUUGCCUGUCUUUACUUACUUUGCCUUUCUCUCCUCCUUCACUGUGUGUGCUUUGUCAAUGUCGCGUGUUGUGGAUUGGAAGAAAAUCACGAUCCUUUCCUCGCAGCACGGCAUUGCACAGCACACACAGCACAACAACACAACACGGAAAAACCAACAGCCAUCACCGCCCUCGCGCUGGACUCAACCAGACCCGGGCUCGGUGGAUCGGUCGGUCAGUCAGUCAGUCAGUCAGCAAAGUCAAAAACAUCAUGUGACUGCUGCUGCUGCGAUUCAAUCUUGUCAUUCUUUGUACUUUACACAACCCUCGCGCUGGACUCAACCAGACCUGGGCUUGGUCAGUCCGUCAGUCAGUCAAAACAAUCUUGUAAAAAAAUCUUUCAUGUAAUGUCUGACCAUCGACACCGACUGCUCCUACUCUUUGUAUUUCUUACCCUUUUAUGUUUUUCUCACACUUCAUGUACUUGGGGGGCUCUGGUUUGAUCUAAAAAAAAAAAAAAAAAAAAAAGGUACAUACCAUCCCAUCCCUCCCAUCUCGUCACAUAAAGACAUUACACACAU